Engraulis encrasicolus (European anchovy) is the source of this 615-nucleotide messenger RNA. RefSeq names its product mitochondrial ribosomal protein L55 (gene mrpl55). Gene Ontology annotation, biological process: translation. Gene Ontology annotation, cellular component: mitochondrial large ribosomal subunit. The transcript is spliced from 3 exons. The record is from RefSeq and is a predicted model, not a curated record. The coding region runs from base 131 to 526 and encodes 131 amino acids. Lineage: Eukaryota; Metazoa; Chordata; Actinopteri; Clupeiformes; Engraulidae. Gene Ontology annotation, molecular function: structural constituent of ribosome.
CAGACGGUGGUAGUUUUCCAGACGCACACCCAUGUGACCUUCGCAGGAUGCUCAUGCACUGGAGAUAAUAUUGGACAACAACCACUCAAAAAAAUACCUUAUUGUGUUGACCGAAUCAAGCGGCAGAGUUAUGGCUUUAAACAAAACAUUGAUGGCUAACACAUGUCUAUUGAGAUGUCUGAAGAACACACUGUGUGAGCGAGCCGCUGCUGCUGCAGGAUUACACACGACUGCCCUCCAUGAAAACUCCAACAGGGCAUCGAUAGUCCGGUGCACCAGAAAUAAAUUUGAGAGACAGUACCCCGUCCUGCUCGUGCGCACCGAUGGCUCCACCAUCAACAUCAGAUACAAGGAGCCGAGAAGAAUACUGCAGAUGCCGGUGGACAUCAACACUCUCUCGGAUGAGGAGCGGAAGAUCAGAAUGAGGAAGAGGGACCCAAAGAAGAUGGUGGCAAAGAAAGACAAAGAUGAAUUUAAAGACGAUUUCAAAGUUGACGACUACAGCCAGUUCUGGAAAAAGAAGUGAUAAGACUUUCCUUCACCUGUAUUUACAAGACGUGUGGUGUAAUUAUUGUGAGAUAAAUAUUAAUAAACAUUAUCUACAAUGUUCUUAAA